AUGGCUUCGAGACCUACCGUCACCAUCAUCGGCAAGGAUGGCAAGUCCUCCGGCAACACCCACACUCUGCCGGCCGUCUUCCUGAGCCCUAUCCGCCCCGAUAUCGUCCAGGAGGUUCACAAGGGCAUGGCCAAGAACAAGCGCCAGCCCUACUCCGUCAGCGAGAAGGCCGGUCACCAGACCUCUGCUGAGUCUUGGGGAACUGGUCGUGCUGUUGCCCGUAUCCCCCGUGUCUCCGGUGGUGGUACUCACCGCGCCGGUCAGGCCGCCUUCGGUAACAUGUGCCGUUCCGGUCGCAUGUUCGCCCCUACCAAGACCUGGCGCAAGUGGCACGUCAAGGUCAACCAGGGCCAGAAGCGCUACGCUACUGUCUCUGCCAUCGCCGCCUCCGGCGUUGCCCCUCUCCUCCAGGCCCGCGGUCACCAGGUCUCCAACGUCCCCGAGGUCCCCCUGGUCGUCGACUCUGCUCUCUUCGAGAACGCUGCCGUCGCCCACACUGCUGCUGCCGUCUCUCUCCUGAAGACCGUUGGCGCCGCCGACGACGUCGAGAAGGUCAAGAAGUCCAAGAAGCUCCGCGCCGGUAAGGGCAAGCUCCGUGGCCGCCGCUUCCGCCAGCGCCGCGGUCCCUUGGUCAUCUACGACCCCGAGGUCGACGGCAAGGAGCUCGUCACCGCUUUCCGCAACAUCCCCGGUGUUGAGACCUCCCCCGUCACCGCCCUCAACCUCCUCCAGCUCGCCCCCGGUGGUCACCUCGGCCGCUUCAUCGUCUGGACCUCCGCCGCCUUCAAGUCCCUGGACACCAUCUACGGCACCACCACCCAGCCCUCCGCCCUCAAGAAGGACUUCCUGCUGCCCUCCAACAUCGUCUCCCAGAGCGACCUGACCCGUCUGAUCAACAGCUCGGAAACCCAGUCCGCCCUGAACGAGCCCAAGGGCUACGCUCUGACCCGCCGCUCCGCGGUCCAGAAGAAGAACCCCCUCAAGAACAAGCAGGUCAUGCUCCGCCUGAACCCCUACGCCUCGGUAUUCUCCAAGGAGGCUGCCCAGAAGAAAUAA
This is a messenger RNA of Colletotrichum spaethianum, 1056 nucleotides long. RefSeq names its product 60S ribosomal protein L4-B. The record is from RefSeq and is a predicted model, not a curated record. Lineage: Eukaryota; Fungi; Ascomycota; Sordariomycetes; Glomerellales; Glomerellaceae. Gene Ontology annotation, cellular component: cytosolic large ribosomal subunit; ribosome. Gene Ontology annotation, biological process: translation. Bases 1 to 1056 code for a protein of 351 amino acids. The transcript has 3 exons. Gene Ontology annotation, molecular function: RNA binding; structural constituent of ribosome.